AUGAUCAACUUCAUACAGGCUCGAGCAGCCAACAACGAUGAAGCAGCAAAGGUCGGACUGCUAGUGAAUGCGGCUAAGCCAAAAUACGUGCUGAUAGAGUCUUCAGAGUCUUCAGAACCUUCACAGUCUUCAAAGUCCUCAGAGUUUUCAGUGUCUUCAGCGUCUUCUGAGUCUUCAGAGUCUUCUGAGGCUUCAGAGUCAUCAGAGUCUUCUGAGUCUUCUGAGUCUUCUGAGUCUUCUGAGUCUUCUGAGUCUUCUGAGUCUUCUGAGUCUUCUGAGUCUUCUGAGUCUUCUGAGUCUUCUGAGUCUUCUGAGUCUUCAGAAUCUUCACAGUCUUCAAAAUCCUCAGAGUUUUCAGUGUCUUCAACGUCUUCAGAGCCUUCAGAGUCUUCUGAGGCCUCAGAGUCUUCAGAGUCUUCUGAGUCUUCUGAGUCUUCUGAGACUUCUGAGUCUUCUGAGUCUUCAGAGUCUUCUGAGUCUUCUGAGUCUUCUGAGUCUUCUGAGUCUUCUGAGUCUUCUGAGUCUUCUGAGUCUUCUGAGUCUUCUGAGUCUUCUGAGUCUUCUGAGUCUUCUGAGUCUUCUGAGUCUUCUGAGUCUUCUGAGUCUUCUGAGUCUUCUGAGUCUUCUGAGUCUUCUGAGUCUUCUGAGUCUUCUGAGUCUUCUGAGUCUUCUGAGUCUUCUGAGUCUUCUGAGUCUUCUGAGUCUUCUGAGUCUUCUGAGUCUUCUGAGUCUUCUGAGUCUUCUGAGUCUUCUGAGUCUUCUGAGUCUUCAGAAUCUUCACAGUCUUCAAAAUCCUCAGAGUUUUCAGUGUCUUCAACGUCUUCAGAGCCUUCAGAGUCUUCUGAGGCCUCAGAGUCUUCAGAGUCUUCUGAGUCUUCUGAGUCUUCUGAGACUUCUGAGUCUUCUGAGUCUUCUGAGUCUUCUGAGUCUUCUGAGUCUUUUGAGUCUUCUGAGUCUUCUGAGUCUUCUGAGUCUUCUGAGUCUUCUGAGUCUUCUGAGUCUUCUGAGUCUUCUGAGUCUUCUGAGUCUUCUGAGUCUUCUGAGUCUUCUGAGUCUUCUGAGUCUUCUGAGUCUUCUGAGUCUUCUGAGUCUUCUGAGUCUUCUGAGUCUUCUGAGUCUUCUGAGUCUUCUGAGUCUUCUGAGUCUUCUGAGUCUUCUGAGUCUUCUGAGUCUUCUGAGUCUUCUGAGUCUUCUGAGUCUUCUGAGUCUUCUGAGUCUUCUGAGUCUUCUGAGUCUUCUGAGUCUUCUGAGUCUUCUGAGUCUUCUGAGUCUUCUGAGUCUUCUGAGUCUUCUGAGUCUUCUGAGUCUUCUGAGUCUUCUGAGUCUUCUGAGUCUUCUGAGUCUUCUGAGUCUUCUGAGUCUUCUGAGUCUUCAGAAUCUUCACAGUCUUCAAAAUCCUCAGAGUUUUCAGUGUCUUCAGCGUCUUCUGAGUCUUCAGAGUCUUCUGAGGCUUCAGAGUCAUCAGAGUCUUCUGAGUCUUCUGAGUCUUCUGAGUCUUCUGAGUCUUCUGAGUCUUCUGAGUCUUCUGAGUCUUCUGAGUCUUCUGAGUCUUCUGAGUCUUCUGAGUCUUCUGAGUCUUCUGAGUCUUCUGAGUCUUCUGAGUCUUCUGAGUCUUCUGAGUCUUCAGAAUCUUCACAGUCUUCAAAAUCCUCAGAGUUUUCAGUGUCUUCAACGUCUUCAGAGCCUUCAGAGUCUUCUGAGGCCUCAGAGUCUUCAGAGUCUUCUGAGUCUUCUGAGUCUUCUGAGACUUCUGAGUCUUCUGAGUCUUCAGAGUCUUCAGAGUCUUCAGAGUCUUCUGAGUCUUCAGAGUCUUCUGAGUCUUCUGAGUCUUCUGAGUCUUCUGAGUCUUCUGAGUCUUCUGAGUCUUCUGAGUCUUCAGAAUCUUCACAGUCUUCAAAAUCCUCAGAGUUUUCAGUGUCUUCAACGUCUUCAGAGCCUUCAGAGUCUUCUGAGGCCUCAGAGUCUUCUGAGUCUUCUGAGUCUUCUGAGACUUCUGAGUCUUCUGAGUCUUCUGAGUCUUCUGAGUCUUCUGAGUCUUCUGAGUCUUCUGAGUCUUCUGAGCCUUCUGAGUCUUCUGAGUCUUCUGAGUCUUCUGAGUCUUCUGAGUCUUCUGAGUCUUCUGAGUCUUCUGAGUCUUCUGAGUCUUCUGAGUCUUCUGAGUCUGCUAAGUCUUCUGAGUCUUCUGAGUCUUCUGAGUCUUCUGAGUCUUCUGAGUCUUCUGAGUCUUCUGAGUCUUCUGAGUCUUCUGAGUCUUCUGAGUCUUCUGAGUCUUCUGAGUCUUCUGAGUCUUCUGAGUCUUCUGAGUCUUCUGAGUCUUCUGAGUCUUCUGAGUCUUCUGAGUCUUCUGAGUCUUCUGAGUCUUUUGAGUCUUCGAGAUCUCCAAGUCUUCCGAGUCUUCUGAGUUUUCGGGAGUCUUCUGAAUCUGGCUACGAUGUGUCCCAUUUCUACGUCUGCUCCACCGAUUACGUGAAGAAAGAAAGGAACUUCCUCUGCGAGGUUAGCAAAUUCAACAUGAACGUGCCGCUACCUUCCAAGGCGGAUGAAUUCUUCGACUGCUGCAUGGAAACGUCCGAAUGGAUGAGCCGAGGCAGUAAAGCUUUGCUAGUGGACCAACUUUUCAAGGAUAUGAAAAAGUACGGCUUCAACAGUGUUGCCGACCGUGGCAUCAUCGAAGAGGUCGGCAGCAAUUGCCGGAGAGAAAUGGGCAGCAAAAUCAACGGCAGAGGAUAUAUUCUAUGUUUUCUGGCGGAUAGAAGAACUUCGAAGUGUUUCAAGAACAUGCUAAAGAAAAAGGAGGGGGAAUUUUUCACAAAGCAGACUUAUUGCAAGUCAGGUUAA
Messenger RNA from Aedes albopictus (Asian tiger mosquito), 2838 nucleotides. RefSeq names its product mucin-22. Gene Ontology annotation, cellular component: cytoplasm; nucleus. Gene Ontology annotation, molecular function: collagen binding. The transcript has 3 exons. The coding region runs from base 1 to 2838 and encodes 945 amino acids. Gene Ontology annotation, biological process: dentinogenesis; odontoblast differentiation. NCBI's taxonomy places the organism in Eukaryota, Metazoa, Arthropoda, Insecta, Diptera, Culicidae. The record is from RefSeq and is a predicted model, not a curated record.